This is a messenger RNA of Pyricularia grisea, 483 nucleotides long. RefSeq lists its product as uncharacterized. The record is from RefSeq and is a predicted model, not a curated record. NCBI's taxonomy places the organism in Eukaryota, Fungi, Ascomycota, Sordariomycetes, Magnaporthales, Pyriculariaceae. The transcript is spliced from 2 exons. Bases 1 to 483 code for a protein of 160 amino acids.
AUGACGUCCACUUUUGGUAAUGCCCUCCAGUUGUCGUUUCCAGUCAGGCGUAGGUUGGAAGAGCUAGACACGCCAAACCCUCGCAUCUCAGCCGUCACGAUUGCUGAUGCAGUUAAUGCUCUCAGUAUGGUCACUUUCGCACAGGCUAGCGACCCGCGAGGCAAGCUGUUCGGAAUCACUGGUCUGUUACAACCUAACCUGGCUUUCAUCCUAAACCACACACUGAGUACUGUUCGCGCAUGCAUCGGAUUUAUCGGCCACUACCUUCUAAGCAGCAACACGCCACAGGUUUUCUUGCAUCCAGGACCGCGAAACACAGGUCCCUAUCCCUCGUGGGUACCACGACCCGGGGAUUCAGAGGAGGGAUGGCGCAAGAUUACCCCUGAUAUGGGCGCGGUGUGGAGAAAAUUGAUAAAAGAGGACGCAGCCCUCCGCUGGCCUGAUGCGAAUCGGAUUCAUGUUCGACUCUUGACUAAACGUUAA